Messenger RNA from Hyalella azteca, 3108 nucleotides. RefSeq lists its product as uncharacterized. NCBI's taxonomy places the organism in Eukaryota, Metazoa, Arthropoda, Malacostraca, Amphipoda, Hyalellidae. The coding region runs from base 179 to 2779 and encodes 866 amino acids. The transcript has 18 exons. The record is from RefSeq and is a predicted model, not a curated record.
CUCUUCACAGCAACCGAUCACAGCAGCGUGAGUUGUAUCAACCAUUCACAAUGAUAGUCGUUGCCGAAUUUUGUCGCUAGUUGUAUUUUGAAGGUUUGGAUAAACAGGCUCCUUUUAUUUCAUUUCAUUAGUCUCUACGACUCUGGUAAUCAAAAUCAUUCCCAAUAAAUAAGAAUUAAUGCACAGACAGACUAACAACAAAAUGAGUGGCAACCACAAUGCAAGAAGGCCCAGGAACGUGAGACCAAGGGAUCGUAAUUGGAGGGACUCAAGACAAAGUGGACUGCUUGGCAAUGCACCACGUCAUGUGCAGGGACGACCCCAGCCAGGGCUCCUUGGAGGAGCUCCCCGCAAUCCUCCUGGUGGAGCCUUGCACAGACCCAGUCCAUGGGAGUCUGGCAUGACACCUGGCAAUUGUGGCAUGGGGAUGGGUAUGACUCAUGGCCACGACCCGAUGGCUUGGGGUGCUGGCAACCCUCUUCAGGCUCCCAGUCUGCUUGGCAAUCCUGAAAUGGUGCGAGGUGGUGGAGGGGGUGGCCCAGGCCUGCUGGGUGGGGCACCCCAUGGCAGUGUCCUGGGCAUCAACCAGCUGACGCGUCUCAACAACAACGACCCUAAGAUGGCGCUCAACGUGCUUGGCCCGAACGCAACUCCUCAUCCAUACCGCGACCCCCCCAACAUGAUGAGGCCAAUGGACCGAGGCAAAAUGGCCCACAGCGGCCGGUACAACCGCUCAGUAGGCAGUGGCGGUGGUGGUGGUGGUGGUAACAGGAGCAGCAGUGAUGGCUCUUCCCGCGACCUCAGAAAAUGGCUCAAAGAUAAGCGAGGUCUGAAUGACGCGCGUCCUGCGCACCAGCAGUCCUCUUCCACAGCACCCAACUCUUCCCACUUUGGUGGUCAGCGCAGCAGUUCCUCCUCCGCUGCUAGUAGGAGGGACAGGCCUUCGGGCAUUAGUAGAAAACCUGCUCCAAAAGUCGUUGAUGAAAAGGAUGCUGAAGCUGAGGAAAAGUGUCCAGUUGAAGCUCUUCGCUGCCACGUCUGCAAACUUGACAGCUUCACUUCAGUGGAUGACUAUAAGAAACAUCUGAAGAGUUCGGUGCAUGGAGAAAUCCUUAACGCUCUACACCGCAAAAACUCAGCAGUCUUGGAUCUUCUGAGGCAACAGUCAAAGAUUGCGGCUAUGCACCUGAUGCUGGCCUUGGACGACAAGGAUGCCAAGAAGAGCCAGUGCUACAAAUGCAUCUGCAAGGUGGCGGGAUCUCUCCAGAAGCACAUCAAUUCGGUCGAGCAUAAGCUCGUCAACAACUUCCAAAUCGUGAAGUGCUGCAACGUUUGGUUCAGCAGCAGACCAGACUACGAACAUCACCGUCUCGGCUUCCGUCAUCUCCUAGCAAAGCACGAGGAGCGACAGAAAGUGGAGGUUCCUGAGCCGGGAUCUACUGUAGUAGGCGACAACGAAGAGGCUCCAUUGGACAAUCAAGACGAGUGGUGGGGAGCGGCUGACCGAGCUCUCAAGUGUCUACGGAGAACUUGUGAUCGACCAGAGCCUCUUACUUCCGCGUCUCUCCCGCCAUAUUCGGGAGAUACUCCCGUGGGCGAGAGCUUCCUUUCUUGUCACGCGUCUCUGAAGUGCAGCGCGUGCGACGAGCGACUCGAUCCUUCCUUGGCCGAGGUGCAUUGCCGCUCCAACGCUCACUACAUGCACGUGCUUAGCGCUCUCAAGUCUAAGGAGGAUAAGGAAGCCCCGGCUGCGACUGAGACCUCACGCGAUGAAGAGGUCGUCGACGCCUGCCACUCCACCGACUCCAGUACAGACCUGCCUAGUCAGAGUCCCUCGCGUGGUAAGGACGGUGAUGAAGGAAGUCACUUCAGCGAAGAAACCCGUGAUGGAACCUCCAUGCAGGCGGAGGCAGAGAGCAAGGACGAUGACAUCGAGGAGGGUAGCAACGGCCCUGAAGACGAUGAAGAUGAACGAAUGAUAUAUGAAGGACUCAAUGACGAGCCCCAGCUCGAUUUUGUGGAGGAAGAGGAAUUGUGCCAGAAAUCUGAUGACUCUGACACUGCCAGAGAUUGUGUUGAUUUAUCGGCAAAGCAAGAAGACGAAUACUUUGCCCUUGAUAAACCUAAUGGUGAAGUUUCUGCUCCAUCAAACGGGGCUGACAAGAAAGAGGAAGGACAUUCAGAUGAUGAGGAUGCAGACCAGUUCAAGUAUGAAGAUUUAGACGACGUACCAAACCGUGAUGCUGAUGUCAGCAGUUGUUCUGCAGUUGGAACUGACGAUGCUGUCGCUGUCGUGGAAGAGGUCUCGAUUGAUGUUACUGAUCCCCAGAAAAAUCCCGAGAUUUCAAGCGAUCCCAUCCAAAAUGUGGAGCCUCCAGCUGAAGAUUCUGUCUCGUUAAAUAACAUGGAGACAUUGAAUGGUUCUCAAAACAACGCUGUAGUCUCAACUGACACUAGCAUUUCGGCUGAUGCUUCUGAGACGUCGAGGGAUGAGACUGUUGCUAAACAAGAGGACAAAGAAGAUGAGGCCAAUUCUGAGAGUGCAAACUUUGCCAUGUCCGACGUGCAUGACAGCGCGAGUCUCGAGAAUUACGAGCUUCCCAAGCCCGUCAAAGAGGACGAUGAAGCACCCAAAGACGAGGAAUCAGUGGCGACGCGACGAAGCGGUCGCUCGGUGAAGAAGCGCGUCCUGGACGAGGUCGUGGAGGACGUUGGGGCGAUGGAGCCUUCACCCAAGAAGGGCAGAGGCAGGGGCAGGGGACGUGGCGCAAGGAAGUGAAGAAGCCUGGCUAUGCUUCUAUAGUGACACGGGGAAGUGAUACAAACUAGAAAAACACAAUUGAGGGUUGGUGCUGUUGCAUUUCACGAGACCUAAAAAACCAAAGCAAUGUGAGAUAAAGAAAUGAUGAAUAUUGCGAUAAAGAUCAUGCAACAACUGGAGGGAAUGAGUAGCAUAAUACUUACAUGGGAGGUACAGGCAAGAAGUUUUGUUAAAGUUUCUCACGUUGCUGAGUUUCGUAUCACUUAGCAGCGUGCACAUGAGCUAGGCUUGGAGACGCCCACCAUUUGAGCGAGUCAAAUAUAAUGUUUGAGCUACAGGCUAGCCGA